Messenger RNA from Juglans regia (Persian walnut), 760 nucleotides. RefSeq names its product 60S ribosomal protein L28-2-like. Gene Ontology annotation, biological process: translation. Lineage: Eukaryota; Viridiplantae; Streptophyta; Magnoliopsida; Fagales; Juglandaceae. Bases 133 to 585 code for a protein of 150 amino acids. The transcript is spliced from 4 exons. Gene Ontology annotation, cellular component: cytosolic large ribosomal subunit; ribosome. Gene Ontology annotation, molecular function: structural constituent of ribosome. The record is from RefSeq and is a predicted model, not a curated record.
GUCCAACAAAAUAGUGCAGAAAAUUAGGGCUCCAAUAUAAACAGCAACAUAAACCCAUCCCUCGCUUCCGCCCUCCAAAAUCCCCCCCGCCGAUUCAUAAACAGAACCAAACAGCAAGGUGCAGGGAAGGAGAUGGCGACAGUACCCGGGCAGUUGAUAUGGGAGAUGGUGAAGAAGAACAACUCGUUCCUGGUGAAGGAGUUUGGGAAUGGAACGGCCAGCGUGCAGUUCAGCAAGGAGAGUAACAACCUCUACAACCUCAACUCCUACAAGCACUCUGGUUUGGCAAACAAGAAAACAGUUACCAUUCAACCUGAGGGCAAAGAUAGAUCAGUGUUGCUUGCUACAACCAAGACCAAGAAACAGAACAAGCCUGCUGCUUUACUUCACAAGUCCGUGAUGAAAAAGGAGUUCCGCAGGAUGGCAAAUGCAGUGGCCAACCAGGUUGCAAAUAACUACUACAGGCCUGAUCUAAAGAAAGCCGCCCUUGCUAGGUUGAGUGCUGUGCACAGGAGCCUCAAAGUUGCCAAAUCUGGUGUCAAGAAGAGGAACAGGCAGGCUGUGAGAGUUUACGGUAGGAAAUGAGCCAGGGGUUUUCAUAAAUUGUAGUGUGCUUCCUCCGUGGUUUUGAUUCUCCUCAGCAUAAUUUCCUUCUUAUUCUCGAGAUGUUUUUUUUUUUUAAUAGACUGAUACUUUCAUUUUUGGGCAGCUGAAUUCUGAAGUUUACUAGUAAAACGAGUAAAUGAGUUCAUUCCUCGUA